Molecule: messenger RNA, 474 nt
Organism: Eucalyptus grandis
Lineage: Eukaryota; Viridiplantae; Streptophyta; Magnoliopsida; Myrtales; Myrtaceae
Product: class V chitinase CHIT5a-like
Exons: 2
Coding region: 1-474 (157 amino acids)
Biological process (GO): chitin catabolic process; carbohydrate metabolic process
Cellular component (GO): extracellular region
Molecular function (GO): chitinase activity; chitin binding
Source: RefSeq, a predicted model, not a curated record
AUGAAUCUCCUUUUCUGCCUCCUUCCCAAGGAAUCAAAGGCGGGUAUUAGAGCGGAGGAUUUUCCGCCCUCGCUCGACCUGUCGAGUUACGAAGUUGUAAUCACAGACGUGGACAAGAAAUGGACGAAGAACUUCAUCGCCACUCUUCACGCCAAUAACCCCCCCGGCAAAGGCCCAUCUGUCGGUCGGUGGUAUGCUUCAAACUUGAGCAUAUUUGCCGCCUUAACCGUGAAUUUCAAGAAUUACAGGGGGGCCUUCCCUAGGUCGGUCAUUGGUGUGGCUCGGGACUACAAUUUCGACGGCAUCGAUUCCGAUUGGGAAUUCCCCACCAGCCCACAAAACAUGUCGAACCUAUCCCACCUCCUGGAGGAGCUGCAGAUCUCCCUAGAGAAGGAGCACAUAGCUUCGGGCAGGCAAAAGCUCCUCCCGAUGGCUGCCGUGUACUUCUCCACGGAAUUCUUCCUAUCCAAAUGA